Messenger RNA from Gadus macrocephalus (Pacific cod), 2974 nucleotides. RefSeq names its product aminopeptidase N-like. Gene Ontology annotation, cellular component: cytoplasm. Gene Ontology annotation, biological process: peptide catabolic process; proteolysis. Gene Ontology annotation, molecular function: zinc ion binding; metalloaminopeptidase activity; peptide binding. Lineage: Eukaryota; Metazoa; Chordata; Actinopteri; Gadiformes; Gadidae. The record is from RefSeq and is a predicted model, not a curated record.
CUAUCUCCACCUCGGACAAUAAAUCAACCAUUUGUGUUGAGGAGUCACAACAGUACAGACAGGAACCCGGUAGUUAAAUGCCAGUGGGUUGUGGUAAUAACAGAGCGAGUCUAACUCUGAUGGGUUCGGUGGAUACGUGUUGCCCGGUCAGCAAGUGGUGCGCCAUCAGUGUGGUUCUAGCCAUGGUCUCCGUGACAACGAUUGUCACUUUGUGGACCCUUACCCUCACUGGCAUUGAGGCUCGUACUCCUCCAUGGACCAGCCACCGUCUGCCCACCACGCUGAAGCCCCUCAAGUACACCGUGACCCUGUGGCCCCGCCUCACCCCUGACCCCAACGGCCUCUAUCUGUUCACAGGUAACUCCACGGUGGAGUUUGAGUGCGUGGAAGAGACGGAUCUCAUUCUGAUCCACUCCAACCGGCUCAACUACACCGUUCCGGAGAACAGACACCUGGGCGUAGUCAGUGCUCCAGACGGCGUGUUUGCCCCGGGGGUCAGGUUGUCCUGGCUGGAGGGUUCCACUCAGUACCUGGUCCUGCAGCUGUACAGUAAGCUAGUCAAGGGACAGAGGUACCGGCUGUACACUGCGUUCACCGGGGAGCUGGCCGACGACCUGGCCGGCUUCUACAGGAGCGAAUACCUUGAGGACGGAGUGAAAAAAAUUGUCGCCACCUCUCAAAUGCAUCCAACUCACGCAAGAAAGACGUUCCCGUGCUUUGAUGAGCCUGCCAUGAAAGCAGUCUUCCACAUCACUCUGAUCCACCCACGGGGGACCACAGCGCUCUCCAACGGCUUUGAGACAAAUGUCACCGACACCAGAAUCAGUGAAGUAGAUGUGACCCGCACCACGUUUGAACCCACCGAAAUCAUGUCUUCCUACCUGCUGGCACUGGUCGUGUGCGACUACUCCAACCUGUCGGCUCAGCAAGGAGACACCCUGAUCCGCAUCUGGGCACGUAGGAGAGCCAUAGAGGAGGGACACGGAGACUAUGCUCUUAGUUUAACUGGUCCAAUACUGGACUUUUUCCAAGAGUACUACAACAUUACCUACCCACUGUCCAAGUCAGAUCAGAUAGCCCUCCCAGACUUUUAUUUCGGUGCGAUGGAGAACUGGGGCCUGGUGACGUACAGAGAGACCAACCUGCUGUAUGACCCCUUGACCUCCUCCAACCGCAACAGAGAGACCACUGCCACCAUCAUCGCCCAUGAACUGGCCCACAUGUGGUUUGGAAACCUGGUGACUCUGAAGUGGUGGAAUGAGGUCUGGCUCAACGAGGGCUUCGCCUCCUACGUCUCCUACCUGGGCGCAGACAAGGCUGAACCCUCCUGGAGAGUGAAAGACUUGAUAGUUCUGGAUGACAUCCACAGGGUGUUUGCCGUGGAUGCCCUGGCCUCCUCCCAUCCCCUGUCCUCCCCCGAGGACAGCAUUGUCCUCCCCCACCAGAUCGGGGAACAGUUCGACGCUAUCUCCUACAGCAAGGGUGCCGCAGUACUGAGGAUGUUGUCAGACUUGCUCUCAGAGAAGGUUUUUGUCCAGGGACUCAGUAGCUACCUGAAUCACUUUGCCCACGGCAACACAGUAGGGGCAGACUUGUGGGAGCAUCUUCAAAAGGCGGUGAAGCUCAACGGAGUGGUCCUACCGGGUACGGUCCAAGACAUCAUGAAUCGCUGGGUGCUCCAGAUGGGCUUCCCCGUGGUUACCGUGGACACCACCACGGGUAUCGUUUCCCAGGAGCACUUUCUGCUAAGCCCAGCGCCCAACCUGACAUCUCCAUAUAACUAUGAGUGGCUGAUCCCAAUCAGGUGGAUGAAGUCAAGUGGGCUGCAGAAAGACCUCCGGUGGUUAAUGAACAGCACAGAGGUAAACAUGGAUAUGAAGACGGCCGGUGACGAAUGGGUCCUGGCGAACAUCGACGUGACCGGUUACUACCGGGUCCACUACGAUCGUGGGAACUGGGACAAGCUCAUUGGUCAACUCAAGGCUGACCACCAGGCUAUCCCGUUGAUCAAUAGGGCCCAGCUGGUGGACGACGCCUUUAACCUGGCCAGAGCCGCCAUAGUGCCCAGCACCCAUGCCCUACAGACCACCAUCUAUCUGUCUGCAGAGAGAGAAUACAUCCCCUGGCAGUCAGCACUGGAUAAUAUGCAAUACUACUACCUCAUGUUGGACCGCACUGAUGUCUACGGGCCAAUGCAGGACUACAUGAGGAGUCUGGUUACUCCUCUCUACCUGCACUUCAAUGCAACAUCAGGAUGGACAAACGUCCCAGAGGGACACACAGACAAGUACAACCAGGUGAAUGCGCUCAGCCUGGCCUGGAGUACUGGACUCAAGGAAUGCCAAAAUCUGACCACCAGUUUGUUCAGACAGUGGAUGGACAAUGCUACUCACAAUACGAUCCAUCCCAACUGCGAUGGCGGUGUGUACUGCAGCGCCGUGGCAGCAGGGGGUGCUGCAGAGUGGGAGUUUGGCUGGGAGCAGUUCAAAUAUGCGACCCUCGCCAGUGAUGCCAGCCGACUCUUGUCGGCUUUAACCUGCAUGAACAAGAUGCUGCUGGAGAAGUUUCUGUCUUACACCCUGCAGCCGGCUAUGAUCCGUAAGCAGGACGCCACCACCGUCAUCACCUCCAUUGCCAGCAACAGAGAGGGCCAAGACCUGGCCUGGGGCUUCGUCAGGGACAACUGGAACUACAUCUACACCCAAUACGGCGUGGGCUCCUUCAACUUUGCUGCUCUGAUCAGUGGAGUCACCACAAGGUUCUCGACCGUGGAGGAACUGCAGCAGCUUGUAGAGUUUAAGCAGAAGCAUUCAGCUACUGGAUUCGGGUCAGCGGAGCUGGCCUUGAAUCAGGCGUUGGAGAGGACUCAGGCUAACAUCCUCUGGCUACAGCAGAAUAAACAGGAUGUCCUCAGUGGUUCACCAACCAGACACUAACCCACUAACACCACCACACGAGAGAGAGAGAGAGAGAG